AUGGAAAACCCCUCCUCCACCGUCCCCGAGUCGGGGAACACCAACAACAUGCGGGGCCAGUUGCCUCUACAACAAUUUCAACAGCCCAACGGCAACGGCGACAACAAUUCCACUUCGACUUCCACCAUCCUGCCGAAUAAACCCGCAUUUGUCCCAUCGAACUCGAACUCCAACUCCAACUCGUCGUCAGCGGGAACCAGCCGGUCGGGAACCAGGGAGGGCGCGAAUGCGAAAGUCGCCAUCCCGAGGCAGCGGUCCACCGUCGCCCCGCGCUACAGUCGCCGCGUGCCACGCGCGUGCGAAACAUGCAGAGCGCGGAAGACGAAAUGCAGUGGCGAUACCCCUGUUUGUAGACAGUGUAAGGAGUUGAGGGUCAGCUGUCAAUACCCGGUGUCGUGGAGGGAGCGAACAAAAGGGCAGCUGGAUAUCUUAUCGAUCAAAACGCAUGAUUAUGAGAAUCUCUUGCGGGAGAUUGGAAAUGUUGUCGACAGUCGAGUCUCGGAGCGUAUCAAGAGCGUCUUGGACAAGUAUGCCGUUGAAAACAGCACCGAAAGCUCCUCGAAUGACCCGCAAUCGUCUGUCACGCCCCGGGAUGAAGAAAUGGAUCAGGAUGAGCCGCCAUCCUCCCCGUCAUCCAUCGGGUCGCUGGAUGCGAUCGAUCGGGUGGAGGAGGAUUUGAAUCUCACGGAAAGCUCGAGGGCGACGGGGUAUAUGGGGAAGAAUUCCGAACUCACCUGGAUGCAGAGGUUACAGCGGGAGUCUGAGCAGCGCGUCCGGAAACGACCGGGGGCUUUGGAAUCAGAGCCAGAGGGUGAAUUCGCUCUACAUACCGUUAACUAUCAUCUCGAUGACAUGGAUAUCACCAUCCCGGGUCCGGUACAGGUGUACUGGAUGCCGCCGCGCCAUGUGGCAGACCAGCUAUUUGAAGACUAUCUGGCUACGAUCCAUCCAUUCUACCCCAUCAUCAGCCGCACGCUGUUCCGUGCGCAGUACAAGACCUUCUUCGAAAGCGCAGCGCGACCAGGUGAUAAAUGGCUUGCCAUCCUCAACAUGAUUUUCGCUAUUGCAUCCAAGCAUGCCCACCUCACCCAGGCGCCCUGGCGUGGGGACGAACGCGAUCAUCUGGUGUAUCUGACACGGGCUCGCAUCCUCAGUAUGAACGGUGAUACAUUGUUCAAUCACCCCGACCUGCAGCAGGUUCAGGUUGAAGGUCUGAUCGCAUUUUACCUUCUUGCAUCAGACCAGAUCAAUCGUGCAUGGAGAAUCGCGUCUCUCGCUGUACGAUCUGCGAUCUCUCUUGGGAUCAACAUGAAGAACACCAGUGCAACCACCCCUAAUAUCUCGAAAGAAGCGCGGUAUAGAGUGUGGUGGUGCCUCUACACGUUUGAACAUAUGCUUGGGAUAAUGACGGGCAGAUCUACAUGCAUUUUGGAUGGUGUCUGCACGACGCCCAUGCCACUGCCAUUUGAGGAGGAUCAGCUUCGCGAACCGUUCCCAGCCAAAUUAUUAGCAGACCCGGAUCUGCGCCAGGCGUAUGUGGGUUCGGCAUUGGCAAGUUCAUAUGUGCGCCAGAUGCCUCUAAAUCCACCUGGAGGCAAACAUGCUCAACAUACAGAUAAGCCACGAGACGCCAGGUGGUUGAAGAGCCAGCCUGCGAGUCAGGCCCUGGGCUUUUUGUUCUACACCGAUCUGGCUGUGAUCACUCAGGAAAUCGUUAAUAGGGUCUAUUCACCAGAUGUUGUGAUGACGCCAUGGGCUCAUAUUGAGAACCGCAUUGGAGAACUCAGGGCAAGGAUUGAUCGGUGGUAUCUCAAUCUGCCCGAGGUGUUCGACUUCUCUCGCCAGACGGAUGACCAGGAUGAGGAGGCUCUCCGUUUGAAGCUCUUCCUCGCAUUCCACUAUCAUAGCGCUCGAAUUACUUUGGGACGACCAUGUCUCUGUCGUCGCGACGCUCGUCCGAGAGAUCCUAGUAAGAAGCCUGCAUUUAGCCAUACAAUGGCGGAGGUAUCACUUGAUUCUGCUCGUCAGAUGCUUCAGUUGAUACCAGACCAACCAAACGCGAUCCGGCUUUACCAGAUUUGUCCCUGGUGGUGCAUAUUGCACUACAUGAUGCAGGCCGCGACUAUCCUUCUGAUUGAGCUAUCCUUUGGCAGCAUCCAUAUGCCUGAAGAGGAGCAGAAUUUCCUGGCGGCUGCCAAAAAGGCCAUCCGCUGGCUGUAUGCGAUGUCGGAAUGUAGCGCUGCCUCACGACGGGCCUGGCAGCUGUGCGAUAGCAAUCUCCGCCGGAUCGCCGUUGGCAUGAACUACGACGUCAGCGACAUGCCCCAGUUCGUCUAUGAAAACAAACCAGACCAGCCGAUCAACAUGCACCGCCAUGAUUCGCACCCACAAACCACUAAUAUCGCAUCGACUCCCAUGUUCUACAAUGCCACUGAUGACUCGGGCCUGGUCAAUGCCACGAACCAUUCUCAGGAGGCUUACCAGUAUUACCCGAAUCAGCAGCCCGCAUUUCCCGGGCCGCAAGGAAUGCCAACCCUUGAUCUCUUAUCUGCAGGGAGCAGCAACAACUCUGGCGAUGCAUAUUUCCCCUAUGACCCGAUCAGUGGAGAAUUCAUCCGGUCGUUCUUCCCGGCCUCCACCGAGGAGGAGCCGUGGACCCAGUGA
This is a messenger RNA of Aspergillus clavatus NRRL 1, 2664 nucleotides long. Its product is annotated as Zn(II)2Cys6 transcription factor. The transcript has 4 exons. Gene Ontology annotation, molecular function: DNA-binding transcription factor activity, RNA polymerase II-specific; DNA binding; zinc ion binding. The coding region runs from base 1 to 2664 and encodes 887 amino acids. Gene Ontology annotation, biological process: regulation of DNA-templated transcription; DNA-templated transcription. The record is from RefSeq and is a predicted model, not a curated record. Lineage: Eukaryota; Fungi; Ascomycota; Eurotiomycetes; Eurotiales; Aspergillaceae.